Molecule: messenger RNA, 1554 nt
Organism: Clonostachys rhizophaga
Lineage: Eukaryota; Fungi; Ascomycota; Sordariomycetes; Hypocreales; Bionectriaceae
Source: the annotation of a GenBank genome assembly
AUGGGCGUCAUCCGGAAGAAGACCGUCACCAGAGGCGGCGAAGGCGGCGUCAAAUACGUCUGCGAUGUCUGCUCAUCCGACAUUACAUCUACGGUUCGCAUUAGGUGUGCGGAUCCCGCCUGUAACGACUUCGAUCUAUGCGUCUCCUGUUUUGCAAAGGGUGAAUCGCGGAAUGCCCACGACCCCGCCACACAUGCCUUCCGAGUAAUCGAACAGAACUCAUUCCCCAUAUUCGACCGGGAAUGGGGCGCAGACGAAGAGUUGCUCCUUAUCGAGGGCGCAGAGAUAUAUGGGCUCGGUUCCUGGGCAGACAUAGCAGACCAUAUCGGCGGCUUUCGCGAAAAGGAUGAAGUCCGAGACCACUACCUCAACACCUUUGUCGAUUCCUCGCGAUUCCCUCUGCCCAAACGAUGCAGCCCCCACGAUUCGGAGCUUGCGAACGAGAUCACGAGAGAGGAGUUCCAGUCGCGCAAGAAACGUCGCAUAGAAGAACGGAGAGAAAAGGCCAAGAAUGCGCCGGCCCUACAACCCAAAACCAAACCCACUGCCAGUGUUCCUAGCUGCCACGAGAUCCAGGGUUACAUGCCUGGUCGGUUAGAAUUCGAGACCGAAUAUGCCAACGAGGCCGAGGAAGCAGUCCAGCAUAUGCAAUUCGACCCUGGCGAUGGGCUUAAUCCUCGCACCGGCGAAAUCGAGCCUGAAAUGGAGCUAAAGCUCACAGUCAUGGAAAUCUAUAAUUGUCGCUUAACCCAGCGUGUGGAGCGAAAGAAGGUGAUAUUCGAGCACAACUUGCUUGAUUAUAGAGAGAACAUCAAGCUUGAAAAGAAGAGGUCCAAGGAGGAAAAGGACCUGCUGCAAAAGGCAAAGCCCUUUGCUCGCAUCAUGAAUCACAAGGAGUUUGAGGAAUUCAGCCAAGGUCUCCUCGAUGAACUGAACCUCAGACAGGCCAUUACCCAACUUCAAGAGUGGCGAUCCCUCAAGAUUGGAGAUCUCCGGGGCGGAGAAAAAUAUGAAGCAGAUAAGGCUGCCCGAAUACAAAAAUCAAUCCCCAUGGGAUCGAUGGACAGAGAGCGCCUGGCCAAUGCGCAACGGUCUAAGCAGCCGCCGCCACCAGAACCUCCGAGCGGGGCUGCUCUGCUUGUCGCUCCAGAGUUGCCGAUACGGUCUGCUGGACAGACGAACGGCAUCACAAACGGCGACUCCAAGCACCUCACAAACGGGCAUACCAACGGGGUAAAUGGCGUCAACGGCCACGGAUCGGCGAAGCUAGCAAACUUGCCGAUGCCAAUACCCGGCCUGCAGCCACUCACGCUGACAUCCGAGAACAAUGCGGAUAUACAUCUGCUGACGCCAGAGGAAGUAAAAUUGUGCGAAAUCGUGCGCCUAGCACCGAAGCCUUAUCUGAUGAUCAAGGAGCAAAUCCUUAAGGAGGCGCUCAAGACCAAUGGUACGAUGAAAAAGAAGCAAGCAAAGGACAUCUGCCGGCUGGAUUCGCAAAAAGGUGCUCGCAUAUUCGAUUUCUUCGUCAAUUCAGGCUGGGUCGGUAAGGCAUGA